ACUGUAUGUCGUUUUCAGCUUGAGAUGCCUGGUGUGAGAGGUUGGGUGGUUACAGCCACUCUGGUUGUAUGUUUGUGUUGCUCAUCGCUUCUUGCUUGGGCGCAGCUUACUAAUCCCGAUGAAGUCAGCGCACUGGGUGCCAUCAAGAAAAGUUUGAAGGAUCCACUGAACCAUUUAAAGAAUUGGAAUCGGGGAGAUCCAUGUACAUCAAAUUGGACAGGCGUUUUGUGCUUCAAUGCAUCGGCGGCAGCUGAUGGAUAUCUACAUGUUCAAGAACUACAACUUUUAAAUAUGAAUCUUUCUGGAACUUUAGCACCUGAGCUUGGUCAAUUGUCAUACAUGGAAAUUUUAGAUUUUAUGUGGAACCAAAUAGGUGGAAGCAUACCAAAGGAGAUUGGCAAUAUCAAAUCACUGCAACUCCUGCUUUUGAAUGGGAACCAAUUGAUGGGACCUCUGCCUGACGAGCUUGGUUAUCUUCCUCAAUUGGACAGAAUACAAAUAGACCAGAACCAAAUAUCAGGACCAUUGCCUAAAUCUUUUGCAUACUUGAACAAAACAAAGCACUUCCACAUGAACAAUAAUUCAAUUAGUGGACAAAUCCCCCCUGAGCUUUACAGAUUGCCAAGUCUUGUUCACCUCCUUCUUGAUAACAACAACUUAUCGGGAUAUCUUCCAGCAGAGUUCUCUGAACUGCCAAACUUGCUUAUCCUUCAACUUGACAACAACCAAUUUCAUGGGACCACUAUUCCAGCUUCUUACCGCAACAUGACAAAACUGUUGAAAUUGAGUCUCAGGAACUGCAGCUUGCAAGGACCAAUUCCUGACCUAAGCAGUAUACCAAACCUUGGCUAUUUAGAUCUCAGCUUCAACCAGCUUGAUGGAACUAUACCACCAAAUAGGCUUUCUGCUAAUAUCACCACCAUUGAUCUGUCAAACAACAAUCUUCGUGGACCUAUUCCUGAUAACUUUUCGGGUCUUCCUCACCUCCAGAUAUUGUCACUAGAAAAUAAUUCAUUGAAUGGUUCUGUUUCAUCCACCAUCUGGCAAAAUGGAACUUCCAGUCGAACUGAAACACUUACUUUGGAUUUCCAGAAUAACGCACUGACAAAUAUUUCUGGCAGUCUUACCGUCCCUCCAAAUGUCACCAUCAGCCUUCAAGGGAAUCCUAUAUGCAUGGGCCGCAUGGCUUCUAAUCAAGUCAACUUAGUUCAGUUUUGUGGAUCUCUAAGUGGAGUCAACAAUGCAGACACAAACUCAACAAGCAACACGGCGGAUUGUCGUAUUCAAUCAUGUCCUGAAAAUGAAGGAUACGAAUAUGUUCCUGCAGCUCCUUUACUCUGUUCCUGUGCAGCACCGCUUUGGGUUGGUUAUCGGUUGAAAAGUCCUGGGUUCUCAGAUUUCCGUCCAUAUAAGAUUAUGUUUGAUGAGUACAUGUCCUCAGGCCUCAACUUGGCCCUUUAUCAGGUGGUUAUUGAUACCUUUAUCUGGGAAGAAGGCCCUCGACUGAAGAUGAACUUGAAGUUGUUUCCUGUUAAUUAUACAUUUAACACGAGUGAGAUCAAGAGAAUCAGGGGCAUGUUCACAGGUUGGAAAAUUCCUGACAGUGAUAUUUUUGGGCCAUAUGAACUUCUCAACUUCACUCUCUUGGGACCUUAUAAAAAUGUGAAUGUUGCUACCUCAAGCUCUGGGAUAAGCAAGGGUGCACUGGCUGGACUUGUAUUAGGGGCCAUUGCAUGUGCUGUUACAUUAUCUGCGAUUAUUGUUAUCCUUGUAAUGAGAAGACAUAUGAGAAACCAGCGGGCAUUUACAAGAAAACGCCAAUCAUCAAGGACUCCAAUCAAAAUUGAUGGUGUGAAAGGAUUCAGUUUUGAAGAAAUGGCACUGGCCACAAACAAUUUCAGUAGCUCCACACAAAUUGGCCAAGGAGGUUAUGGGAAGGUCUAUAAAGGUAUUCUUGCUGAUGGCACAAUUGUGGCCAUAAAGCGUGCACAAGAGGGAUCUUUACAGGGUGAGAAGGAGUUCCUCACUGAAAUAGAACUUUUGUCAAGGUUACACCAUCGGAAUCUUGUCUCUUUGCUUGGAUAUUGUGAUGAAGAAAUUGAACAGAUGUUGGUGUAUGAGUUCAUGGAAAAUGGCACAGUGAGAGAUCACAUUUCUGCUAAAUCCAAAGAACCUCUGAGUUUCGCCAUGAGGUUACGGGUUGCAAUGGGUUCAGCCAAGGGCAUCCUCUACCUCCAUACAGAAGUCUCCCCGCCAGUAUUUCACCGAGACAUCAAAUCCAGCAACAUACUGUUGGACUCCAAAUUUACUGCAAAGGUUGCUGAUUUUGGUCUCUCAAAACUUGCGCCAGUUCCAGAUAUUGAAGGGACUUUACCUGGUCAUGUUUCCACUGUUGUAAAGGGUACCCCGGGCUACCUCGAUCCAGAAUACUUCCUAACUCAUAAAUUGACUGAUAAGAGUGAUGUUUAUAGCCUCGGGGUCGUAUAUCUAGAGCUCUUGACAGGAAUGCAGCCAAUCUCGCAUGGUAAAAACAUUGUUCGAGAGGUGAACAUGGCCUACCAGUCGGGUAUGAUCGUCUCGGUCAUGGAUGAACGUAUGGGAUCUUACCCUUCUGAAUGUGCCGAGAAAUUUGCGAAAUUGGCCCUCAAGUGUUGCCAAGAUGAGACUGAAGCUCGACCUUCAAUGGCAGAGGUGGUCAGAGAAAUUGAGAAUAUAAUUCCUAUGAUACUGGAGUCAGAUGCCACUGCAACAGGAUCUAUGGGCUCUAAUCCCCCGAAGAGAGUGACUCCACCAUCAUCGCCAAACACAGAAAUGAAGAACCCUUACGUGUCAUCAGACGUUUAUGGCAGCGACCUCGUCAGUGGAGUAGUCCCAACCAUUUCACCUAGAUGACCACCUAGGAUUUAGAGGAUUGAAGUGUAUGGUUUGCAAAAUUUUAGUAUAAUGGGAAAAUCAAUAGUGUUCCU
Molecule: messenger RNA, 2966 nt
Organism: Telopea speciosissima
Lineage: Eukaryota; Viridiplantae; Streptophyta; Magnoliopsida; Proteales; Proteaceae
Product: probable LRR receptor-like serine/threonine-protein kinase At1g06840
Exons: 22
Coding region: 25-2892 (955 amino acids)
Biological process (GO): protein phosphorylation
Molecular function (GO): ATP binding; protein kinase activity; protein binding
Source: RefSeq, a predicted model, not a curated record